Micropterus dolomieu (smallmouth bass) is the source of this 1388-nucleotide messenger RNA. RefSeq names its product OX-2 membrane glycoprotein-like. The transcript has 6 exons. NCBI's taxonomy places the organism in Eukaryota, Metazoa, Chordata, Actinopteri, Centrarchiformes, Centrarchidae. The record is from RefSeq and is a predicted model, not a curated record. Gene Ontology annotation, molecular function: cell-cell adhesion mediator activity. The coding region runs from base 1 to 996 and encodes 331 amino acids.
AUGUCUUCUCCAGCAGGUCUAACAGCUCUGCUAGAAACACAGCAGACUGUGAUGGCAGCAGUGGGAGGAGAGGCUCAUCUCGGCUGUCUGCUGACGCAAACUAAAGAUGUUCUUCAGGUCACGUGGCAGAAACUGUUACCUGAGGGGGAGAAGAAUCUUGCCACAUACAAUAAAUAUUUUGGUCAAAGAGUGAACGCAGCCUUUCAAGGAAACAUGGAGUUUGAAGCGGCUGGACUGCAGAACAGCUCCAUAGCUAUCAGGAAGGUGACGGAGCAGGAUGAAGGAUGCUACCGCUGUUUGUUUAACACCUACCCUGAUGGUGCUCUCACAGGUACAACCUGCCUCAAACUCUAUGAGCUGCAUGAACCCGUCCUACAUGUUGGAGAAUCAAACUCUGCUAAAGAGGCACUUGUGUCCUGCUCGGCCACAGGUCGACCUGCUCCCACAGUAACACUAAGUGUCCUGCCACACAACGGCCACUUUGCUAACCACAGCUCUGUGGGAGUCACCAACACCAAUGGUACAGUCACUGUCACCACUACAGCUGUGCUGUCUCAUCUCCAUGACAACAGCACACAGGUUGGAUGUGCAGUGCGAGUGCUCUCUGCUCCUCAGAUAGAGGUGUUGGUGAUGAUUCCUGAGGUCAAACAGUCGUCUGCUGCUGGUUCUGAUGAGAAACCUCGAUCUGGUAACAUUGGUUUCAAUUUGACUUGGAUCAUUGUGGUGUUGGUGGUAGUGUCCUGUGUAGUCAUCGUAGUGGGAAUAAAAAUCACCGCCCUGCUUAAACAAAAACAUCAGAACCGUCUGUCACAACGGGAACUUGAUAUGCCUCAAACUACAAUCGGACACACUCAUAAAACUAAAGAAGAGCAAGAUAAUGAGCAGAUACAGCUGACACCUGAGAAAAAUCUAACAAGUGUCAACCCAAAGACAUCACCUUCAAUAGCAAGAAGACUUUGUUUUGACCAAUGUCAACAAUAUAGUGACUCAGAAUAACCCACAAGACUGAAACGGUAGUUUUUUCAGAGUUACAGGGACUGCAACAUAAAAGGUUUAGUUCAAGCAACACAUUAAUAGCAUAACAACCAAUGUUUUGGUGAUAGAAAGAUAUUGGAGGCAGUAAUGUCCUAGACUGGUAGAUAGAACCACUUUGUGGGCUUUGUGGGAGAACAUAGAAAUGUGGCUUAAAUUUGCGUGUACCAAUCCUAAACACAGUAGCACACAGAAGAAGAGCACAAGUAAUCCUCAGUACUCCAUGAAGUGAUCAGUAAAGUUGACAUGUGAAGCAAUUGGGUAAUUUUUUAUUCUAAAAUGAGCACAACUACUGUAGGCUAUAUACACUAACCUAAAGGAUUAUUAGGAACACCAUACUAAUACUGUGUUUGACC